Dama dama (fallow deer) is the source of this 359-nucleotide messenger RNA. RefSeq names its product copper transport protein ATOX1-like. Gene Ontology annotation, cellular component: cytosol. The transcript has a single exon. NCBI's taxonomy places the organism in Eukaryota, Metazoa, Chordata, Mammalia, Artiodactyla, Cervidae. Gene Ontology annotation, biological process: copper ion transport. The record is from RefSeq and is a predicted model, not a curated record. Bases 1 to 207 code for a protein of 68 amino acids. Gene Ontology annotation, molecular function: metal ion binding; copper chaperone activity.
AUGCCAAAGCGUGAGCGCUCCGGGGAUGUGACCCGUGAAGGCUGCUCUAACGCAGUCGCUCGAGUCGUCAACAAGCUAGGAGGAGUUCAGUUUGACAUUGACCUGCCCAACAAAAAGGUCUGCAUCAGCUCUGAGCACGGCGUGGACGCUUUGCUGGAGACCCUGGGGAAAACAGGAAAGGCUGUCUCCUACCUUGGCCCCAAGUAGAGAGGACCCAUCCGGCAGCCUGUAGGAUGGACCCACAUGGGCAGGACGCUGAUCCUCGCUGGCCUUCCAGACAGAUCUAGGACCUGGCAAUCCCUCUCAGCGAUGGUAGUUCCUGCGGAGACCCUCAUUUACCCUGCUCCUCUGUAGCUCUC